UCCCAGUUUAAUUUCCUGUAUUCCCAGUACUCCCCAGUUCUGAACAAGCUCUUCUGCCGUCCGGCCAAGCCGUGUCCGGUCCAGGUCCGCGUGGCCGCCCCUCCCCCGCCCGGGGCCGUGCUCAGAGCUUUGGCCAUUACAGAAAUCGCCAAAACCCCACAGAAAUCCCAAAGAAAACCCCAAAUAUCCCCCAGACACAGCGUGGCCGUGCCCUAUGAACCCCCUGAGGUGGGUUCCGAGUGCACCACGGUCCUGUACAAUUUCAUGUGCAACAGCUCCUGCAUGGGGGGGAUGAACCGGAGACCGAUCCUGACCAUCCUC
Molecule: messenger RNA, 321 nt
Organism: Malurus melanocephalus (red-backed fairy wren)
Lineage: Eukaryota; Metazoa; Chordata; Aves; Passeriformes; Maluridae
Product: cellular tumor antigen p53-like
Exons: 3
Biological process (GO): regulation of transcription by RNA polymerase II; apoptotic process
Cellular component (GO): nucleus
Molecular function (GO): RNA polymerase II cis-regulatory region sequence-specific DNA binding; DNA-binding transcription factor activity, RNA polymerase II-specific
Source: RefSeq, a predicted model, not a curated record